AUGGAGGAGGAAGAGCCGGUGGCCGCACGGAACGACAGGUCGUCCCCGCCGGAUAUGCUCGACAACAUCCCCCCGCUCCCGCUGGAUGUGCUCGACAACAUCUUCGCCCGGCUCCCCUUCGAGCAGUUGGUCCUCACCUCCCGCCUCUCCCGCGAUUGGCGCCGCCGCUGGGAGCCCUUCCCCAACCUCGACAUCUGGUUCACCCCGGGCAUCUUCCCCAAGCCCGACGUCGGCACCCUGGAGCGGUGCGCCGCGCCCGUCCGCAGCUUCACCGCCCGCGUCGGCACGCCCCACUACCACCGAAUCGGCGGCUGGCUCCACGCCCUGGCGCGCAAGCGCCUCGAGAACCUCAUCCUCAGGUUCGACGACCAGCUCCAGCGCGCCGUCCUCGGCCCCGGCCUCUUCUCCUGCCGCGCGCUCGCCCGCCUCGAGCUCCAUGGCUUCUGCGACAUGCCGCGCGCGCCGCCGCAGGGCUUCGGAGGCUUCCCCAACCUCGUCACGCUCGUCCUCAUCGACGUGACCCUCCCUUUCGUUGGCGGCGGGGCGCAGCUCGAACGCCUGAUCUCCUCAGCGCCGCAGCUCAGGGUGCUCACGCUGGACAACGUCGAGGAAACGUGGACCAUCCGGGCGCCCAACCUCCGAGUUCUCAAGUUCAUCACGGACAUCGACAACGGAUGCCGGUUUACGGAGGAUCUCCCGUUGCUGGAGGAAGCGGCCAUCUGCAUCGAUGACCCAAUCGAGUUCGUGGCCCAAGACCUCAUCGAAACUCUGCGACGGAUUGCUAGUGUCAAGAGGCUUUUGUUCGACGCCAACACGGUUCAGCUCAAUGAAAAUGCUCUGGAAGGGAUUUUGUUCCCGAACUUGAGGACAGCAAACCUUACAGUAAACUUUGGCAAUCUCCCAAGCAUUAUGUCAGUAUUUUCUUUGAUGAGAUCUGCCCCUAAUAUUGAACACUUGAUAUUAAGGUGGAGUUGGCCGGCAGGUGGAGGAGGAAGCGCCGGUGGCCGAACGGGACGACCUGGUGUCGCCCCCGCCGGAUAUGCUCGACAACAACCCCCCGCUCCCGCUGGAUAUGCUCGACGUCAUCUUCGCUCGGCUCCCCUUCGAGCAGUUGGUCUGCACCUCCCGCCUCUCCGCGAUUGGCGCCGCCGCUGGGAGUCCUUCCCCAACCUCGACAUCUGGUUCACCCCGGGCAUCUUCCCCAAGCCCGACGUCGGCACCCUGGAGCGGUGGGCCGCGCCCGUCCGCAGCUUCACCGCCCGCGUCGGCACGCCCCACUACCACCGAAUAGCCGGCUGGCUCCACGCCCUGGCGCGCAAGCGCGUCGAGAAGCUCAUCCUCAGGUUCGGCGACCCGUUCGAGUGCGCCGUCCUCGCGCCCGGCCUCUUUUCCUGCCGCGCGCUCACCCGCCUCGAGCUCCAUGGAUUCUGCCUCAUGCCGCGCGCUCCGCCUCAGGGCUUCGGAGGCUUCCCCAACCUCGCCACGCUCGUCCUCAUCGAUGUGAUCUCCCUUUUCGUCGGCUGCGGGGCGCAGCUCGAACGCCUGAUUUCCACGGCGCCGCAGCUCAGGGUGCUCACGCUGGACAGCGUCAUGGUCACCGCCUCCCACACCGAUGCCGAUGCUGUCGAGGAAACGUGGACCAUCAGGGCGCCCAACCUCCGAGUUCUCAAGUUCAGCAUGGACAUGGACAACGGAUGCCGGUUUACGGAGGAGCUCCCGUUACUGGAGGAGGCGUUCAUCACCAUCGAGGACCCAAUCGAGUUCGGGACCCAAGACCUCAUUAUCGACUCUCUCCGACGGAUCACUAGUGUCAAGAGGCUUUCGUUCGACGCUGACACAGUUCAGCUUAAUGAAAAUGUUCUGGAACGGAUUCAGUUCCCGAACUUGAGGGUGGCAGACCUUAGAAUAAACUUUGGCAAACUCCCAAGCAUUAUGUCAAUAUUUUCUUUGAUGAGACGUGCCCCUCAUAUUGAAAUACUUGAUAUUAAGGUAAUAUUAGAUGCACCCUUGAACCUUGAUGAUGAAAUUGAUCAAGACGUUCUGAAUGCAGAGAUAAGUGAUGACUUGUUUGCUAAUCUCAAACAUGUCUCACUGAAUGAUAUGAAGUACUGCUCAAAUGACAUAUGGUUUAUGAAGUUUCUUCUAUCCAAAGCAGGAUUGCUUGAAUCACUUUCUGUCACGUUUGGCUAUCAAAAUAAAGCCAUAUCCUUUGAGAAGAUAUGUAGAGAGUUAGUAACAUGCAGAAAGGCGUCACCCCAAGUUAAGCUCAGCCUAAGAGUUAGAAGCUAGCCAGCCCCACAUAAGAAGGAUUCUUAACUAACAAACCUCUAAGCCUUUUCAGUCACUGCCUGCUUAAAUCAUGGACGAAGAACAGAUGUAGAUCUUGGCUGUUAUUGUACACACAGCUUGUUUUCCUUUUUGAGGAGUGCACCCAUUUCCAUUUACUUUUUUUUGACUGAAUGCUUCAGAUGUCUGACGAAACAAAUUAUGGUGCAAUUUCUAGAUUUCUGGAAAUGCUUUAUAGAGAAAUGACUGGAAUGUAUUUGGCACAUGCUUUAUACUGUUAGGACCAUGGUUUACGUCAACACUAUGACUUAGCACCAUGUUCAGUAUUUAUUCACUGAGGAUAUAGUGAGUACUGACAAAACUGACUUGUCCAGUUGUGCUUAUGCCUGGCAAGUAAACUUGUGCUUCCUUUUCCUGGUUAUAUAAACGCAGUGUUGUAAUCA
Messenger RNA from Brachypodium distachyon (stiff brome), 2729 nucleotides. RefSeq lists its product as uncharacterized. The transcript is spliced from 6 exons. The record is from RefSeq and is a predicted model, not a curated record. NCBI's taxonomy places the organism in Eukaryota, Viridiplantae, Streptophyta, Magnoliopsida, Poales, Poaceae. The coding region runs from base 1 to 2289 and encodes 762 amino acids. Gene Ontology annotation, molecular function: protein binding.